Messenger RNA from Falco peregrinus (peregrine falcon), 2064 nucleotides. It is a transcript of the gene LRRC43, whose product is annotated as leucine rich repeat containing 43. The record is from RefSeq and is a predicted model, not a curated record. Gene Ontology annotation, molecular function: protein binding. The transcript is spliced from 12 exons. NCBI's taxonomy places the organism in Eukaryota, Metazoa, Chordata, Aves, Falconiformes, Falconidae. The coding region runs from base 1 to 1854 and encodes 617 amino acids.
AUGGCAGCGCCUGGCCGCUGCAGCCUCUCGGCUGCUUUUCGGCAGCACUUGCGGCACCUGGCUCUGCAGGACUUUCCCUGCGGCCUUGGCAGCUGGAACAAGUCCUGCUCCCCUGCACGCAGGCAUCCCCGCAGCGGCCAGCCGGGGCUGGGGAUGAGGGUGGCUGGGCAGGAUGAGGCCCUGCCGCUGGGCGAGGAGAGCCCCGAGGCACUGGUGGAGCUGCUGAGGGACCCGCACAGCCCCUGGGCCCCACCGCCGGGCUGCAGCCCCCAGGACCAGCACCUGCGGGAAACAGCUGUGCUGGCGCCUGAGCUCAUCCGCGGCUCCAAGGUCUUGCAGAUCCUCAGAUCCCUGCAGAUCGUCGGCAAGGGAGUGGAGGAGGUUGACGAGGGUCUGUUGCAGUUACAGCAGCUGGAAGAGCUCAUCCUCAGUGCCAACCACAUCAGCAGGAUAACCUCGGCCAACCUGCCCCGGACACUGAAGGUCCUGGAGCUCUGCUGCAAUGCUGUGGCUGAUCUGCAGGACCUGUGCACUCAGCCUCCUCCAGAGCUCCAGCACUUGGGACUGGGAUACAACAGGCUGCGUGGCCCUUCGCCGGACAAGUACCUCACUGUGACCUUCUGGCCAAAUCUUGUCUCCCUUGACCUGAGCUUUAACAACUUCACAGACCUGCUGGGGCUGGUCUCCCAACUGUCCAGUCUGCAGAAGCUCCGCAUCCUGGUGCUCCAAGGGAACCCACUGGCUCUCAUUCCCACCUACAGAGGCUUCCUCGUGGACAGCCUGCCCAAGCUUUCCAUCCUUGAUGACACCCAUGUAGAGCCUGAAGAGAGGUGCCGGUUCCACGGUCUGGCGAGGCAGCCAGAGCUGAUCAGGUGUGAAGCACGAGUGGUUGUGAGUGUCGGGGAAAUCAAGGGAGUCCCCGAUCCCAGAGCUCUCCAGCGGCGGGAGGUGGGCUCUGAGGCUCCGCUGAUCACCUACAGCUACUGUGUAAUGUACGAGUUUGUGGAGGGAGAGGAGCUCGAGGACGGUGGCAACACUGAGGUAACAAAAAUCCAUCAGAGUCCCGUGGUGGCCACCCGGCAUGUAGACAGCUCUGCUUCUGCUUGGGGCACAGGAGAAACAGGGAGGCAGCAGGAGCCUGCAGCCACAGGAGAGCCCAAGGCCCAUUCUGCAAAGGUGUUUGCCACCCCUGGAAAGCCCUGGGCGGACACCAUCGACUGCAGCUACAGGAAGGAGCACACUGCCAAGGACUUGGUGGGGCUGAAGUCCUACCUGGAGGCUGGAACGACUGUCUCGGUUGUGGAAGAGCAGGUGCUGUCAUGGCCUGUCAAUGCUGAUCCAGAAGGAAAUGCAGUCACAACUAAAAAGGCAGGACGGGGGCUGCAGAAGAACAGUGCCAAGGGUCCUUCACCCAGGGACAAGCAGAAAAAGAAGAAGCAGGGGAAGCCACAUGAACUCCGCAGUGACCCUCCCAUCCGAAGGACCCUGGGCACCACAAGGGUGACCCUGGAAGCCUUGCUGGCCACCGAGGACCUGGUGGCAACUGUGUGUGACUUUGGGAUCCUGACCACCGAGCAGCCGCUGCAGACCCCAGGUCUAGAGGAGAAGGUAAGGACCAAAAAAGGCGCAGACAAGAGCCAAAAACCAAAAGCAGAGAGAGAAAGUCAGGCCAGCCAGAAAACCGCAGCGUCUGCCCGAGGAAAAAGGAAAACCAAAACCGCUGCAGAGCCAGAGGGGAACCGGGGGCUGCCGCCCGUGCCACUGACGGUCCCGUUCCAGGUGCAGCUGCUUCGGUGGCCCCUAGCAGCCCGUUUGCAGAGCCUGGAGAGCGCGGCCGUGGGAAACAGCCGGUGAUGUGGCUGUAGCAAAAGAGAGCGUGGGAAAUAAAACCCAUGGGAUGGGGAAGUAAACCCCACUGGGAUGGGGGAAUAAACCCAUUGGGGUGGGGAAUAAAACCCACUGGGAGGGGGAAUAAACCCACUGGGAUGGGGGAAUAAAGCCCACUGGGAUGCUGUGUGUAUCCUGGUUUAGCUGAACCUACAGAGCGGGGAGAUGCCACACCUG